AUGAACGCCGCGGCAGAGGGCGAGAAGGCUCUCGCAGACUCAAAUGCAUCUCUUGCUAUUCAGCACUAUACGCGCGCUCUCACUGAGUUACCUCGCGCUCCAUCCUAUUACAUACAGCGCGCAAUCGCUCGCUCCCGUGUGAAACCCGCCGAUGGUGGCCCACAAUCUUCGGCAGCUCUACGAGAUGCGGAAAUCGCACUGGUCCUAGCCAAAGAACGUGGAAAGCGCGAACUCAUUCUACAAGCGCAGAUGCGCCGCGGAGUCGCACUGUUUCAACUCGAACGUUAUGCAGACGCUGCGUUCAUCUUCGGGAUUGUCGAGUCGAAAACGUCAAAGGGACAAGAUACCAGCACCAACGAAGGUGGCGCCAAAGCUGCCAUGGCUACCAUGGCCGGUGGAUCGGCUGCAAGCAAGAAGGAUGGUGUCACCGCGGAAUUGCCCAUAUGGAUUGCCAAGGUUCGUCGCAAGCUCGCGGGCCUUCAGGAUGGAGAUGAAAAGUUGCCGAUUUCUGUUUCUGAAAGCCCUUCCGGCGUCCACAUUCCAAGCGAGGCGGAGCUCAGGGCGGAAUGGCAGGCUCUCAAGUCUGGUCAAGCGUCUGCUACUGAAGGCCAAACUGCGCAAGCGGGUAGCCAGAAGGAAGACGGCGCUCCAAACACUGCUGCGAGUCAACCUGGGAUCCUCAAUCAAGCCCCCAAGCCGCCGGCACAAGCUCCCUCUGUGCAGAAAGUCCGUCACGAAUGGUACCAGUCCCAAGACUCUGUGGUGGUCACUCUCUAUGUGAAGGGUGUCCCGAAGGACACUGUUGAGCUGGAGCUGCAGGAAACUUCGGUAUCAUUGCAGUUCCCUCUAGCUACAGGCACCACUUAUGAUUUUACGCUCCAUCCACUCUAUGCGCCUAUUGAUGAAGCCUCAUCCACGGUUUCUGUAAUGGGUACCAAGAUUGAGUUGACACUGAAGAAAAAGACACACGGGCAGAAAUGGAACGCACUUGAAGGUCAAGCAUCUGAGACCUCCCAGCUCACAGACCGUCCUGCUGCCCCGGCUGCACCCGUUUCCUCGGCUCCGACCUACCCGACCUCAUCUCGAACGGGUGCCAAGGACUGGGACAAACUUGCGUCGUCUCUCACUGCCAAGAAGUCAAAAGAGAAGAAGGGCGAAUCUGCAACAAGUACACAAAACGAGACAGGCGAUGCUUCUGAUGCGGAAUCAGUAGAUUCGGAUCUGGGCGGGGACGCCGUUGAUGGAUUUUUCAAGAAGCUCUAUGCUGGUGCUGAUCCCGACACGCGCAGGGCUAUGAUGAAGAGCUACAUUGAGAGUCAGGGCACGUCCUUGAGUACAAACUGGUCGGAAGUUGGCCACAAGAAGGUGGAGCCUCACCCUCCAAGCUGA
Molecule: messenger RNA, 1389 nt
Organism: Penicillium diatomitis
Lineage: Eukaryota; Fungi; Ascomycota; Eurotiomycetes; Eurotiales; Aspergillaceae
Product: co-chaperone SGT1
Exons: 2
Coding region: 1-1389 (462 amino acids)
Biological process (GO): protein stabilization
Molecular function (GO): protein-folding chaperone binding
Source: RefSeq, a predicted model, not a curated record